Trichoderma atroviride IMI 206040 is the source of this 327-nucleotide messenger RNA. RefSeq lists its product as uncharacterized. The record is from RefSeq and is a predicted model, not a curated record. Lineage: Eukaryota; Fungi; Ascomycota; Sordariomycetes; Hypocreales; Hypocreaceae.
AUGCCAAAUGGCAAACCUCGAUAUACAUACCGCCAUGGUAGCGACAUCAUACUCGCACGCCCAUACCAUAGAUACAACCUGGCAAAUCCAACUCAAAUGGGCUCAAGGGAGAUACCGAAAAAUGUCCACGCAGGACAGCACAGAAUGAGGGGCUUUGAUGCCACCACCAUUGGAUCCAGGGCCCGCAUGAGCCAGAGUGACUCUCAAGAUGUCAUCUUCAUUACCGUAGGGCAAGAAAAAAAGGAGCCCAAAUAUUUCCGGCCACACCUUCGCACGGAUGUAAAUCCUUCCUGCGGAAACCUCCGCCAGCGAAUCCGACGGAAAUAA